GAAGUCUCUUUUUGCCGGAAGUCGGGUGAUGGACGCAAGGAGCAACAAGCGAAAUAAAAUUUUCAUUCGCUUUAAAAUAACCAUUUCGCAAAAUGGCGGAUGGCGGCGUGGAUAUUGAUCUCUACGCCGAUGAUAUUGAAUCGGAUUUUAACAGACAAGAUGAAUUUGGUGGUGAGAAUGUGGAUUUAUACGACGAUGUGAUCGCGGCGCCUGCAGCGAAGCCGGAGGAUGGUGACGGCCCACCUAACUCGGUCGCGCCGCAGCAUUCGCAUCCGCCAGAGGAGACAAAUGGCUCUGCUUCGUACCACAAUAACGCACCAAGCCACGGACAUCAUGGCCGCCGCUUCCAGCUUUACGUCGGCAACCUCACCUGGUGGGCUACAGACCAAGAUGUGGCAAAUGCGGUUGCUGACGUCGGUGUAACGGACUUCCAAGAUGUGAAGUUCUUCGAGAAUAGGUCCAAUGGACAAUCCAAGGGGUUCUGCGUCAUAUCUCUUGGCUCAGACCAGUCGUGUAGGAUGGUCAUGGACCGUCUGCCUAAGAAAGAGAUACACGGUCAACACCCUGUCGUCACUUUACCCACCAAACAGGCGUUGAACCAGUUUGAGAGUCAAUCUAAGACCAGAUCGACUCCCCCCGGACCCAACAACCCGGGUAUGAGAGGACCGCACCCGGGCGGUCCACCCGGACCCCACCCAGGAGAUUUCUUCGGCGGAGGACCGAACGGUCCGGGGCCAAAUGGCCCGCGUAUGAUGAUGUCAGGCCCCGGGCCACAUCAUCAGAUGCGUGGUCCACCACCAGGUCCGCCACAUGGACCUCCGCACCAUAUGCAGCAGCACCAGGGCCCGCCGCCGCAUCACAUGCAGCACCAGGGUCCACCGGCGCAUCAGGGCCCGCCACCGCACAGACCGCCUAUGCAGUUCCAGGGCCCACCCCAGAUGCAGCGGCCACCAGGACCGCGGCCGGGGCCCGAGUGGGGUCCGCGCGGCUCUCCGCACCACUUGCCACCGCAGCCUGCGCCGCAAUAUGGCCCGCCGCAGCACCAGAUGCCUCAUCAGAUGCCUCCGCCCCAUGCACAACCUGGACAAGGUCUGCCGCCACCACAUCACCAGCUCCCUCCACACCAGCAGGGUCCGAUGCGUGGGCCGGCACCACUUCCGCAACAUCCAGGUGUAGGCGUAGGUGGAGGCGCUCCCGCGCCACACGUGAACCCCGCGUUCUUCAACCAGCAGCCGCCCGUGCAGCAGCCUCCCGGAGUGCAGCCGCCGCCCGGUGUGCAGCAGCCGCCACCACCCGGUCCUGGAGCUGCAUACGGUCAUCCACCACACAAUGCACCACCGCCGGGACCACCUCCGGGAGCUCGGCAGCCAUAUGGACGUCCCCCACAGAGCUACGGCGCAGGCGUAGGCGUGGGGGUGGGCCCGGGCGGCGGCGUGGUGGGCGGCGCGGGCGCGUCCCCGGGCCGCGGCGGCCACCACGCGCCGCUGGCGCCGCACGCGCCGCACGCGCCGCACGCGCAGCACGCGCCGCACGCGCCGCACGCCGCCCUGCCGCCGCACGCGCCCGCCAUCAGCGAGGCCGAGUUCGAGGAGGUCAUGAACCGCAACCGCACCGUGUCCUCGUCCGCCAUCGCGCGCGCCGUCAGCGACGCCGCCGCCGGCGAGUACGCGUCCGCCAUCGAGACCCUCGUCACCGCCAUAUCGCUCAUCAAGCAGAGCAAGGUGGCACACGAUGACCGCUGCAAGAUACUGAUAUCAUCACUCCAGGAUACGCUUCAUGGCGUAGAGACCAAAUCGUACAGCAGUGGUGAGAGGUCACGGCGGUCGCGAUCGCGCGAGAGAGACGCACGGGCCCAUCACCGCGCACCACGCCGCCGCGAUCGCUCCGCCAGCCGCUACCGCGAUCGCAGCCGUGAUCGUGAUCGCGAUCGCGACCGUGACCGCGAGGAGCGGGACAGGUACAGAGAAAGGUCGAGGGAACGCGAUCGUGAACGCGACCGUGAUCCAUAUGCAUACAGGGAUUAUAGAGAGCGUGAACGGGACAGGUCGAGGUCCCGGGACCGCGAACGCGCUGAUCAUUAUAAUAGAGGACACAGCAGGGAAGAAAGGCCGCGUAAAUCGCCGGUAGAAGCGGCACCAGAGGGCGGCGCGGGCGAUGCAAGCAGUGCGAAAGCGCGUGCCGCACCGUACUACGACGAGCGAUAUCGCGAGCGACGCGAACGUGACGCGGCUCCCGCCGAACGCGACCGCGAUCGCGAGCACCGCCGCGACGCACGUCAUUAGACGCCAUCACCACUUGCUAUAACACGUCACCGUCGACUACAACGCUGCUUGUACCUUUGGGAUCUCAUCUACACUAAUUGUAUCGGCCGUUAACUGCCUACUGCUGGACAUAGGCCUCUCCCAUAAAGGGGUUGUGCCAAUAGUUGCCACGCUUGGCAGACGGGUGGGCAAGCGCAGUUAGGCUUUGGUGCUGUUUUAAUAGGGACGCUGCUGCCCAUUUCUCUACUAUUAAAUCCCCUUAGUUGCCUCUUAGGGUAACCAGGGGGCACUAAGGAGUGGCCCAUUCUAUGCCAAAAUCACGCGGCAUCUACCCUGUACAAGGGACUAAUAACAAUAAUUAAAAUAAAUUAUUGUAUUUAAUUAUUUAUAUUUUUAUGCGUAAGCAACGUGAGUAGUGCGAAACCGCGUGUUAUUUCAUCUGCGAUGGGCGAUAUCGCGAGCGUCGCGGGCGUGACGCGUAUGUCGUUAUUAGACUUAUCACUAUAUUCGCUAAAACACGCUACCGUCGACUGUAUCGCUGCUAAUACCUCUGGGGUCUCGUCUACACGUGACAAGUGACUAAUGAUUAUUAUUAAGUUGCGCGGGCGACGUGAAUAGUACGAAAUCGCAUGUUACACAUCCAAGACUGAUAUCGAUCGGUCUUAAACCGUCGUUAUAUAUUUUUUUUGUCGUAAUAUACCACCUUUGACUGUACAACGCUGCUGUCAAAUGAAUCUAAGUGUAUGCCUGCAAUGCGAAUAGCGGAAUAUCGGAUGAUAUACUCUUACAUUAUAUAGAUAGAGCAUCGAGCUACAAAAACGGGUCAACAUGCAGUACGCAUUAAAAAGAUUCAGAAAUUAAUCACUCAUAACUAUUUAUAAUUCAAAAUGUUUUUUGUUUUUCUAUAAUUUAUUAUAAUUAAAACACUGUGAUAUAUGAGACUAUAAUAAUGGAAUUGUACUAGUAUAUAUAUAUUAAAAGUAUAUUUGCACGCCAUUUAUGGUAAAAUAUGGAGGCGUGAUUAUCUAAUAAUGUACCAUCUGUAAUACCCAUAUUUAAGCAAAUAAUUUAUUAUUAGAAAUGGUAUGAAAAAGUUGACCCGUUUUUCUCGAAGUAUUUGUAUGGAGACACUAUGUAUAUAAUCUAAGGUUAUACUAAACCAUCCCAAGGCGAGCAGCUAUCGCGCGUAUAUAAACUUACUAUUAGUACUACUAGGAGCCUAUAGGAGACAAGUGACAAAUGUUGACAAUGCUGAAUUAUUAUGUCCAUGGGUAAUAAAAUCGAUUCGUGAACGUAUAAGUACCUUCAUUCACCAAAUACUAAAGGUGGAUUUAAAUAAGAACAAGGGUUAAAAUAAAAUAAUAGGUAGAAAUACAGAAUUAGCUAAUUGUUCGCGAACGCAGUUGAGUACUUAAAGAAUGGUCUUAACUAGUGCACACUGACUAAAAAUUAGAGUAGGAAGAAAAUAAUUCUUUCGCUUGCUAUUUCACGUGCAAGCAUAAAAUGCCAAUUUGAACCCUUAUUCAUAAAAACUAAAACCUACAAACCUAUUUGACUGUUUUGUCACUUUAUUUCAAAUUGGGAAUGUAGCAUAAAAGUGACAUAACAGAUCAGUAGCUAAAAUAGGUUUACGAGACAUUUGACAUUUUUAUGAAUAAGAGGGUAAACGUUUAUGGAGAUAGGCAAAUUACCGCUUGUAAAACUUAUGGACUCUGGAGUGUACUUCUUCAUGUGUAGGCUUCUGGAACUAGGUUUUUCUCGCUGACUGUUCUCGAACUUUUCUCUUUUAAAUCUGUCAAAUGCUGUUUUCACUAUCGCAACAAUACGUCUGCGCAUGAUAAGAUGGCACCUUCGGCGUCUCAAUAAAAGUCAUUUACCUUUGUUAAGGCUGAAUAAAGAAAACUUGCUGCAUUAUUUUUAUCAGGGGUGGAAUUUAAAUUCGGCUGUGAAUGGAAAAUGGAAUCUAAUCUGAAUGAAACAAAUGAUAUUUUGCAGGGAUACUAAUAGUGGUAGAUGACUAGAGAAAGCGUAAUAUUUGUAAUAGCUCGGUAACAAAAUGGGAUAUAAAUUAUAUCUAAGAGUGAUAGUAGAAUUGGUACGCUGUACAGCGGUUGAUAGGGCGUUUUAAAUUCAACAACGUUAAUUUUGUUAACAAUUUCUUGAUGUAUCAGUAAAAAAGUCGACGUGGACCUAAACUUGGACACUGUACAAAUUUCUAUUUACAAGCUUUGUAAUAAUUUAUCAUAAUAAAAACUAUAUUUGUAAAUUCAGAAACAAUAAUCGUUUAGUAAAAUUUAAAAGUUUAAUUACAAUAGUUGCCUAUAAAAUAUGAAUGUGACGUUAUUUUGUAGUUUGUUUUCACUUGUGUUUGUUUCAUAUAUGUGAAUCUUUAAUUUGGAAAUAUUAUUGAAUUUCCAUAUUUUGUACAGUUAAAAUAGGGAGUAGAUUCUUUAAAAAUCACCUGUUUACCAUAUUUUUAUAAGUGUCUGGUAUUUUGUUGUGUUCAUGUUAACAUGAACACAUGAUGGAUUUGUUUAAAGCAUUAGUAUUAAUUGCAACUUACAUUGGAAGAUGUAACAUUCCAAUAUCUAACAUGUUUUUUUUUUUCUAAAAUUAACAAUAACUUUGGGAUGUCUAUAUUUAGAUGUCGUUUGUAAAGAUUUGAAAAUACUGUUUGUUUUUUUGCUUUAUGCAAAUACGUAUAAUUAAGUAGUUAGGGUUUAGUCAUAGUUUUAAGUUUCUUUGUAUGGAGAGUCCGUACAAAUGUAUUUGUCGGUAAAUUGAUCGAAAUAAAUUACUAUAUUAAA
This is a messenger RNA of Galleria mellonella (greater wax moth), 5068 nucleotides long. RefSeq names its product cleavage and polyadenylation specificity factor subunit 6 (gene Cpsf6). Gene Ontology annotation, cellular component: mRNA cleavage and polyadenylation specificity factor complex. Gene Ontology annotation, biological process: mRNA alternative polyadenylation. Gene Ontology annotation, molecular function: mRNA binding. Lineage: Eukaryota; Metazoa; Arthropoda; Insecta; Lepidoptera; Pyralidae. The transcript has 14 exons. The record is from RefSeq and is a predicted model, not a curated record. Bases 93 to 2282 code for a protein of 729 amino acids.